This is a messenger RNA of Oreochromis aureus, 1549 nucleotides long. RefSeq names its product serine protease 27-like. Gene Ontology annotation, molecular function: serine-type endopeptidase activity. Gene Ontology annotation, biological process: proteolysis. The record is from RefSeq and is a predicted model, not a curated record. Bases 86 to 1273 code for a protein of 395 amino acids. The transcript is spliced from 6 exons. Lineage: Eukaryota; Metazoa; Chordata; Actinopteri; Cichliformes; Cichlidae.
CAGUGAGUCAGGCUGGGGGUGGAGCUGAACACAAGAUUUACAGUAUUUAACACCUAAAGCGAAAUUAUAGCCAGCGUAGUCAACAAUGGCCCUCCAAUGGUUCCUGUGCUUUUUCUCUGUGAUGAUCAUUCUUUUUGGCAAAGAUGUUCAUUCACAGCAGCCUGAGUGCGGCAGGGCUGUGAAAAACAGCAGAAUUGUGGGAGGUGAAAAUGCAUCCCCAGGAAGUUGGCCAUGGCAGGCAACAUUAUUAAUUGGUAAUGGUUUGUGUGGAGGAUCCCUGAUCACCGACCAGUGGGUACUGACAGCUGCUCACUGCAUUACACCUUCUGAUCGCAACAGGACAAUAGUGUAUCUAGGCCACAACUAUCUUUUCGGUCCAGACCCGAAUAAAGUGAAUCGGACGUUGGAAGAUAUCUUCUGCCAUCCUGAGUACGACGCCUCAACAAAAGACAAUGACAUUUGUCUCGUAAAGCUGUCUACUCCUGUGGAAUUCACAGACUACAUUCUGCCGAUCUGCCUAGCAUCUGAAAACAGCACUUUCUACAAUGGGACCAGCAGCUGGGUCACUGGCUUUGGAGAUACAACUGGUUACGGUUCCUUCCAAGAGACUCUGCAGGAGGUGAAUGUCCCUAUAGUGGGAAACAACGAGUGCAAAUGCUUUGCUGAGAUUACAGAGAACAUGAUCUGUGCUGGGCUGAAAGAGGGAGGGAAGGAUUCAUGUCAGGGAGACUCGGGAGGACCACUUGUGACAAAGAAAGACUCAGUCUGGGUCCAGAGUGGAGUUGUGAGUUUUGGUUAUGGCUGCGCCCUGCCUAAUAGACCUGGAGUCUAUGCUCGUGUGUCCCAGUACCAAAACUGGAUCAACAACACCGUCAGUGGGACACCACCAGGCUUUGUAACCUACACCUCUCUGGGCCCUGACAGUGAUUUAGACUUCAUCUGCCCAACAUCAGCUAUUCCUACAACUUUCCCCACACAUGACCCUCCUUUCACUUUCCCCACACAUGACCCUCCUUUCACUUUCCCUACCAGUGACCCUCCUUUCACUUUCCCCACAGAUGACCCUCCUUUCACUUUCCCCACACAUGACCCUCCUUUCACUUUCCCCACACAUGACCCUCCUUUCACUUUCCCUACCAGUGACCCUCCUUUCACUUUUCCUCCCUCUACCACCUUAUGUGAUGAUUUGUUUUGCAGUGGUAAAAACUUGAUCCACUUCACUCACUUCACUUCAUUCUGUGUUCUUGUUGUGUUGCUCCAUGUGCUUGUUUGAAGUGGAGGAAUUUAACUCCAAAUCUUAACUGGAAAUUUAACUUAGAGGAGCUUAGAGCUUGAGUUUGUAGUUACUUUACAAAUUAAGAGUUUUCACUAAUAUAUAUCAUGAUAUAAAGAUCUAAAGAAAUGAGAUGAAAUGUUAACAUGUCAUUCCAAUGAAACACUGGAUCUUGUCAAAUUGAAAUGGGUAUCUUUUUUGCUAUUUUAAAAUUAAUUUUUUGUUAAAUGCUGAGUAUAAUAAGCCAUAUAAAUAAUAAACAUUUAUUACAAUGUA